GAGAAAGCAGAUUGUAAACCUUUUAGAUUUCGAAUACCAGAGACCAGAAGACACGCAAGGAUAGACCAACUGCUGAACAUAACGGGACGCCAGCACGGCCAAACAGCUGCGUCACGCAAAAACGCCGAGAACCAGACGAUGAAAAAAUUCAUCAAGGACAACGACCGGCUGACAUUCCACCGGCACCCGGUGGCGCAGAGCUCCGAAGGCAUCCGCGGCAAGGUGGGGCACGCGCGCGGCCUGCACGCCUGGCAGAUCCACUGGCCGGCGCGGCAGCGCGGCACGCACGCCGUGGUGGGCGUGGCCACGGCGCGCGCGCCGCUGCACGCCGUGGGCUACACGGCGCUGGUGGGCAGCGACGCCGAGUCCUGGGGCUGGGACCUGGGCCGCGGCCGCCUCUACCACGACGGCGACCACCGGCCCGGCGCCGCCUACCCGGCCGGCCUGGCCCCCGGCGAGGCCUUCGCCACGCCCGACUCGCUGCUGGUGCUGCUGGACAUGGACGCGGGCACGCUCAGCUUCGUGGCGGACGGCCGCUACCUGGGCGUGGCCUUCCGCGGCCUGCGGGGCCGGAAGCUGUACCCGGUGGUGAGCGCCGUCUGGGGCCACUGCGAGGUCACCAUGCGCUACAUCAACGGCCUGGACC
This is a messenger RNA of Dipodomys ordii (Ord's kangaroo rat), 646 nucleotides long. Its product is annotated as SPRY domain-containing SOCS box protein 4-like. The annotation marks the transcript as partial. Gene Ontology annotation, molecular function: protein binding. Gene Ontology annotation, cellular component: SCF ubiquitin ligase complex. The transcript has a single exon. Gene Ontology annotation, biological process: proteasome-mediated ubiquitin-dependent protein catabolic process. NCBI's taxonomy places the organism in Eukaryota, Metazoa, Chordata, Mammalia, Rodentia, Heteromyidae. The record is from RefSeq and is a predicted model, not a curated record.